Molecule: messenger RNA, 4274 nt
Organism: Tympanuchus pallidicinctus (lesser prairie-chicken)
Lineage: Eukaryota; Metazoa; Chordata; Aves; Galliformes; Phasianidae
Product: heparan sulfate glucosamine 3-O-sulfotransferase 3B1-like
Exons: 2
Coding region: 598-1554 (318 amino acids)
Molecular function (GO): [heparan sulfate]-glucosamine 3-sulfotransferase activity
Source: RefSeq, a predicted model, not a curated record
UUAGCAAGACGGCGUUGUAGGUGUUGAACUGUGUUUUUAAUUAGGCGCCUAAAUUAGACCAUAAAAUGGUUGAUUAAUCUUUUACAAGGAAGAGGUGGAAGGGGGGAGAAGGAGAGAAUAAAGCUUAUGAUUGCACCAAUCUGUUGUCCCAGCACGGGGGGUGGCAGUCGGUAUCAAAGGGACACACGGAGUUUUUAACAUUUAGAGGAGCUGUCAUCAAACUUGGGUUCAACUUCUCCCAUGAUUUCUUCUUAUCAGCUGCUCCAUUUCCAGCCGAAUGGGCCCUACCCCUGUGAGCACACUGCUGGGGGGCUGAGCUGGGGUUUUUUGCUCUUUUAGCUGUGUUCUGGGCAGCUCUGGGUGGCUGUAGAGUCCCAAGGUGGCUCUUGGGUAACCCGAAUGGGUUGAGGAGAAGGAAUGCAAAAUCGUGCUCAGUGCACUGAGGAGAAUGGUAAUAUUUGCCCAAAUAAUGGCUGGGUGCUUUGCAAAUUCUGCCUUAUUUCUGAGUUGGGUUUGAAUGAGACGCAGGAAUUGGGCGGGAUGAAUUUCGGUGUUACAAAUCAGAUCCUGCAUAACUGCAGACUGCCCUGAACCUCAAUGCGUUUUGGUUUCUCAGCGCUCCACAGGAGCGUGCUUAUUGCCACGAGCCCCACUGAGGCUUUUAUUUAUUAUCUGAACAUCAAUAAGGAGAAGCGUUUCUGUUUGCUUGUUAACGGCCCCAUAAAAGCAGAUAAAACCCGCUGUAAAAUAUCUGCCUUGCUGAGCAGGGUGUGCCUCAGCUCUGCUGCUCGGGGGCUUUUGCACAGUUCUCCGUGGGGCCGUUCCGUGCUGCAGCGCCCAUCGCCGCCACUUCAACCCAUCGCCAUUGGGACCAUGGGGACACAACUCUUGGCUACUGGAAGGAGAUUUUCUUCCCAUGGAUCUGAGCUGAUCAGGGACCUCAUGCCCAGGACCCUGGAGGGGCAGAUCACCAUGGAGAAGACCCCCAGCUACUUCGUCACCAAGGAGGCCCCGGCGCGCAUCUCCUCCAUGGCCAAGGGCACGAAGCUGAUCGUGGUGGUGCGGGACCCCGUGACCAGAGCCAUCUCGGACUACACGCAGACGCUCUCCAAGAAGCCCGACAUCCCCACCUUUGAGAGCCUGACCUUCAAAAACAGGACUACGGGCCUGAUCGACACCUCGUGGAGCGCCAUCCAGAUCGGCAUCUACGCCAAGCACCUGGAGAACUGGCUGCUCUACUUCCCCAUCGGGCAGAUCCUCUUCGUCAGCGGGGAGAGGCUCAUCAGCGACCCCGCGGGGGAGCUGGGCAGGGUCCAGGACUUUCUGGGCCUCAAGAGGAUCAUCACCGACAAACACUUCUACUUCAACAAAACCAAGGGCUUCCCCUGCCUGAAGAAGGCGGAGGGCAGCAGCAAACCCCACUGCCUGGGGAAAACGAAAGGCAGGACCCACCCCGACAUCGACCAGGAGGUGGUGCAGAGGCUGCGGGACUUCUACCGGCCCUUCAACAUGAAGUUCUACCAGAUGACGGGGCAGGACUUCGGCUGGGACUGAGGCUGGCGUGGGAAAGUCCCCUGUAAUUACUUGCCCAUCACAGUUUGCGUAUAUAAAGAGAUAUAUAUGUAUGUAAAAUGUACAGAAAUCUAUUUUAUAAUAAUUUAUUUUUAAUUCCUAAGCAAUUAAUUCACUAAGCUGCCUAACCGCACUGGCUAGAACGGUAGCCUGUAACCUGUUUAACAUUCCACCGUGUUUAAUUCUAAUAUGUCUCUUCUUUUUUUUUUUUUCCUCUUUUUUUUUUUUUUUUUGGUUUGGUUUGUAACAGACGGUGCUUCCAUUUUUCCUAAAGAAGAUUUGUAUUUAAAAAUAAAAAAAGCAAAAAAAAAAAAAAAAAAAGGCAAAAAAAAAAAAAAAAGAAACAGAGGGUGGGAAGGGAGGGAGGGGAAAGCACAAAUUUAUUUUUGUUACGGGUAUCUGGCCUUUAUAAACACUUGCUUUCCCUAUUCCGGUGUCCCGGUCUCUGCUCCCUCAUCCCAGGGGUUCUGUGGGGCGGGUGGGUGCAGAGCUGGUGGGUCAGAGCGUGGGGAAUCCAAGCCAUAGAGCCCCUGCCUGGUGUCCUGUGCUCCUUUCCUCGUGGGGAUGCUGCAGAGCCUGCGGCGCAGGCAGAGUGGACUCUUGAGCCUGCUGCUCCUUGCCCUGUGUCGAGGAGGCUCUUUCCCACAGUCCCUCUAUGCAUUUUAAAUCUUGACUGCAGGACAAAUGUGAAAAUGCAUGUAUAUGUGAGUGCGAUGCACUCUGUGCUGCUCGGAAGCCACAUGUGGUGCCUGCCCCACGGGGGGAGAUGCCAGAGAUACCCGCAGAGCCACCUGAGCCCCCAAGUCUGAGCCUAGCACUGUGCCCUCGGUUGCCCCCCAGGGCACUGCCCCUGCUGGGAAACAACAGCUGGCCCUCUUUACUCCUGCUGUAUUUUGGUUGAACACAUUUCCCAUGCUCUCAAGGAGCAGUAUGUGCUUAGAACUGGGAAAAAUGCUGCUUUGCCAAUGAGGGCAAACCUAUAGAAAAGCAGGGGGAGGCUGGCAGCUGGGCAGGAUAGGAGGCUCUGAGCACCUCGCUGUCAAGCCGUGUGCAGUGACCUGGAAAUCCUUCCCCAGAAGUGGAAUUGAAUGUGUUGGAACGUUAGAACAGGUUGGCAGGGCUCUCCGAAAAGCUCCAGCUGUGUUUUGCAUGCUCAGCAGGUUUUGGUAAUCACUGUGUGUGCCCACUGCCUUGUUGCUGUCAGAGGUUCUGUUAGCUCAGCUGAACACCUGCAGGGCUGUGGUGAAGCUGUAUGGGCUGUGGGCUGACACAGCAGCGUUCCAUUGGGUACCUUGUCCAUGCUGGUGGGGUGUGUGGGGUUCACACCCCUUGUGCAUGUCCUUAAGGAGUGGGAGAUGUCAAGCAUGAUGCCAGGUAGCAAAACUGCAGUGAGCAGGACCAGCUCCCCAUGUGGGCAUUGCCCCCAGACACGUCUUCCUACAAAGAAAGUGUGAUGCAAAUCCUCUCCUCCUUGCACCAAGCCUUUUCUGGCAGUGAAGCAAUGCUUAGGGCCACCAUCCACCAACAGGAGUGUGGGACCCGACAGGUUAGCAGAGCACACCCCGCUGUCCCACAAACACAGCUGAAACCCAUGGUGGUGGUUGGAUCUAUGCACAUUUGGGGGCUUUGGUGCCCAGCCAGGCCCCGUUCCCUACUGACAGAUGCAUGAGCACAUUGCAGACCCCAUGGUGUUGGGUGGCCUGGGAGAAGGAACUGCUUGGGGCUGAUGGGGUGAUGAGAAGGAAACACUUGGUGCUGGAAAAGUGAUGAGGGGUCCCAACAUUCUCAGUAUUCCUACAAGCUGGCUUAUGCAAAGUGCAGAAGGAAAAAGCUUGCCUUCCCCAAGUGAUUCCCACUCUGUGGCUUCCCUGCCAUGUGCUUCCCUUAGGGUGCGUGUGCCCGCCUGUUUUUUGUGCUGGAAGAUUCAGCAUCCCCUCUCUCUUCUAGGAUACAACUUGUUAAUAUCCCGAUGCCUUCCUCAGCUGCGUGGCAGAGCUCAGGCUUCAUUUGUGUUAUCCAACCCUGCUGCAAAACGCUCUCAUGAAGCAAUCCUGUAGAAGAGCAGAAAUACAGAGGGUGAAUAAUAACUCUUCUAACUGUGAGCAAACGGUUAGCCCUGCCUCAGUAUCCUCUGUAAUGAAGUGUGUAGUAGACUUCAUUCACUGUAGAGGCCUUACCUGACAGUGUGACAGCAAAGGUGAAUUCCCCAUGGUGUACGGCCGGUUGCUAAUACUGGAAUCAGUUCUAUUGUCAUCAUUUAAAAACAAAACUUUUGGUGUUUGUUUGUUUUUUGUUUGAAGUUAAGCUUGGAGGUGUGAUUAGAAAUUCUUUUUUUUAUUUUAUUUUAUUUUUUAAACCUUCACAUUGUAACAUUAAUUUAUGGCUGAGUUUCAUUCAGUCCUGUAUUCUGAAGUGCAGUACAGGUAUUAGUGAUGCGUUCUCUGUAACAUGGUACUGUAGAGUAGCCCAUUUGUUAAAAAAAAAAAUAAAAAAUAGUAAUAAUAAUUAAAAAAAAACAACAACAACAAAAUGGAAAGAAAAAAAACCCACAAAAAAGAGAGUCUGAUUAAAAAAUGUAAAUCAAGUAUUUUGUGGUAUGUACAACACAAAUUAAUUUUACACAGAGAAAGAUGUUUCUAGGAAAAUGAAAUUCUGAUAAUUCAUACUAUUUGUAUGAACAAAUAAAAACUCUAUUUUACCAA